Mycotypha africana is the source of this 1798-nucleotide messenger RNA. Its product is annotated as putative platelet-activating factor acetylhydrolase ib alpha subunit. The transcript is spliced from 9 exons. Lineage: Eukaryota; Fungi; Mucoromycota; Mucoromycetes; Mucorales; Mycotyphaceae. The record is from RefSeq and is a predicted model, not a curated record. The coding region runs from base 256 to 1506 and encodes 416 amino acids. Gene Ontology annotation, molecular function: protein binding.
GGCGUCACUUUUUUUUCCAGCUUUUUUUAAUUUUUUUCUCUUUUAAAAACGUUUCUUUUCCUUUCUUAAUUUCAUCUUUGAACCUUGAUACCCUUCCCAUUAAAAUAAGACAGAAACGACGUUUACUUCUGUUUAUUUCAUAUAUAACCACUUGUAUUUGGAAUUUUUCUCUUUUCAUAUCAGCUUUUCGUGUCCAUCACAUAAAAAACUUUAUUUUAUAUUGGGAUAGCCCCGUUCUUCCUAACAGAGAUAAAUAUGACCAGUAUCUUGUCCGAUCGACAGAAAGAUGAACUACAUAAAGCAAUCUUAGACUACUUAUGCACGAGUGGAUUUACAGAAUCCUUUAAAACUUUAAAAUCUGAAACACAUAAUGAGGAUUUCAUUUCUGACCCAAAGCAAAAAUAUUCAGGACUGUUAGAAAAGAAGUGGACUUCUGUUAUACGUCUACAAAAGAAGAUAAUGGAAUUGGAAACAAAAUCAGCUCAAAUGCAAGAAGAAAUCAAUAAUGCACCUAUCAGAAAACAAACAAGUUCGGUCGAUUGGAUACCUCGUCCUCCCGAAAAGCAAAGCAUGACAGGUCAUCGAAGUCCAAUUACUUGUGUUAUCUUUCAUCCAGUUUAUCAAAUCUUAGCUUCUUCUUCAGAAGAUACAACAAUUAAAAUAUGGGAUUAUGAAACAGGUGAAUUUGAACGAACCCUAAAAGGCCAUACCAAGUCGGUGCAAGAUAUUGCAUUUGACCCGAAAGGAAAUUAUCUUGUCUCAUGUUCUGCCGACUUGACAAUCAAAGUAUGGGACGUUAAUAAUGAUUAUAAGUGUGUCAAGACACUCUUUGGCCACGAUCAUAGUGUAUCUUCUGUAAACUACUUACCUUCUGGAGAUACGAUCAUUUCAUGCUCACGUGACAAAACCAUCAAACUAUGGGAUGCAGCAUCAGGUUACUGUAUCAAGACAUUGGCUGGACACUUAGAUUGGGUAAGAGCAGUCUCACCUAGUGAAGAUGGUAGAUUUUUAGUUACAGCUUCGAACGAUCAGACGGCUCGUAUAUGGGAUGUGCAAUCAGCUGAAACAAAGAUGGAAUUUAGAGGACACGAGCAUGUUGUUGAAUGUGCUAUUUUCAUGCCAAUCAACUCUUAUCCUUUCAUUCAAGAACUCAUUGGUGAAGAGACUAACAACAAGUCUGCAAAAGAUGCUGUCGCCGGUCAAUAUAUCAUGACAGGGUCAAGAGAUAAAACGAUCAAGUUAUGGAAUUCAAACGGACAAUUAUUACAUACAAUGGUUGGACAUGACAAUUGGAUUAGAGGACUAGUAGUUCAUCCAAAUGGAAAAUAUUUAUUAAGUGCUUCUGACGAUAAAACAAUGAAAAUUUGGGACUUAAAGACAGGUCGUUGUACCAAAACACUAGAAGCACAUUCACAUUUUGUGACAUGCAUAGCCUACUGCCAAACAAGUCCCAUUGUUGCUACAGGCAGUGUAGACCAAACAAUCAAACUAUGGCAAUGUCGAUAAAUACCUCUUUAUAUUACAUCACUUUUUCUUACCAAAUACCAAGAAGCUUUUCGAUCUUCCCCACCCCCUUCUAUAUCUCUAAUUGUUUAUCAACUCUGUAUCAGAAUGUCUAAUAUUUUCUCUUUCUCCAAAAGAUCUAACAAAAUAUAAAAUCAACAAAAAGUCAAGAAAAGAAUUUGUAUACUGUGUUUAGACCGUCUUAAUUUUCGCCUCCGUUGGGAAAACAAUAUAUGUCUUAUAAAUUGCUGCUGCUGCUUUGAUAGCUAUUUGUGCAUUUUUGUCAACAAGUCUC